Messenger RNA from Adineta steineri, 1746 nucleotides. Lineage: Eukaryota; Metazoa; Rotifera; Eurotatoria; Adinetida; Adinetidae. The record is from the annotation of a GenBank genome assembly.
AUGGCUGAUCGUAGUAGUGAUCAAACCGUUAUUCGUCGCACAAUAAUCGAACGUGGCUUUCGAGCUGCUAAUGAUACUCAACCUGGUGGUCGUGCUGCUGUUGAAGCAAUGCGUAAUUUUCAUCAUCAACAUGAAGAAGAAAAACGUGAAAUGCAAGAACUCAACACAAAAUUUGGUGCCUAUCUUGAUCGGGUUAAAUUUCUUGAAACACAAAAUCGUAAAUUACAAUCUCAACUUGAUGAAUUAAAACAAAAAUGGGGUUUUGAUUCGGGUAAAGUUAAAGAACAAUAUGAUCAAGCAUUAGUUUCAUUACGAAAACAAAUUGAUGAUGUUACACGUGAUAAAGCUUUAGCUGAAUUACGUGCUAAACGUGCUGAAUAUGAUGCAUCUUUAAUAAAACAUCAAACAGAUUUUGCCAAUGAAUUGGUUAAUCUCGAUCGUAAUCGUUUUGCUAUGCUUAAACAACAACUUGAAGGUAGUGGUUCAGAAUUAGAUGCCUUACGAGGUCGUUUUGAAGAUAAAAAACAAGAGAUUGAAAGAAGUAAAAAUGAAGUUAAACGUCUAUUGGAACAAUUAGAAAAUUUGAAAAAUGAAUUUGAUAGUGAAUCAAUGGGACGUGUUAUGAUACAAAAUGAAUUACAAACUUUAGAAGAACAAUUAGCUUUUAUGAAAGCAAUUCAUGAAGAAGAACGUAAUGAAUUGGCUUCACUUGGAACAUUACCAAUUGAUGUUAGUCAAUUUUAUCGAACAGAAUUAACACGUGCUAUUGCCGAUAUUAAGAAUGAUUUUGAAGCACUUUCACAAGCACAACGACGUGAAUUAGAAGAAUAUUACAGAAUUAAAACAGAGGAAAUUCGUGAACAAGCAGCUGAACAAAAACGUAAAAUUGAUGAAGCACGUCGAUCUGGUGCUGUUGAAGUUAUGGAUUUAUCAUCAUUGAAAUCUAUGUUAUCAGAAAAUCGUGAUAAUUAUAAUGGAUUACAAAAAGAACAUGCAGAUUUAUCAAAUCAUCUUCGUCAAUUAGAAGAAGAUUUUGAACGAAUUUCAGGUGAACAUAGUCGAGCACAAAAUGAACGUGAUCGUGAAUUAGGCGAUUUACGUAAUCAAGCUGAACAACGUGAACAAGCUAUUGCUGCUGUACUUGAAAAUAAUGUUUCACUUAGAUUUGAAAUUAAUACAUAUAGACGUUUACUUGAAGUUGAAGAAGGACAUCUUCAAAGAAUGGAAGGUGGUGAUUUAUCGGGUGGACGAGGUGGAGGUGGCGGUGGCGGUGGUGGAGCUGCAUCAUCAUCGUCAUCUUAUCAUUAUCAAACAGGAUCAUCAGUUGGUGGUGCUUCAGCUGCUCGGUUUGAUACUCAAGCAUCGGAUGUAUCAACGAAAAAAAUGACCGUACAAAAAUCGGCUCGAGGUCCUAUUGCUAUUGAUCAGGUAGAUCCACAAGGUAAUUUCAUCGUUAUUGAGAAUGCCGGUUCAACAGGCAAAGAUCAAGAUAUGAAAAAUUGGACUAUUCGUCGUAAGAUCGAUUCCAAAGAAGAUAUUGUUUAUAAAUUUCCAGACAAUUUUGUACUUCAAUCACGAUCACGUAUUCGUGUUUUAAGUCGAACUGCAAGUAAAGGUUCAGUUAAUCAAAAAGAAACCUUAGUAGCUGAAAAUGUUCCAACAUGGGGUACAGGUUCGAAUAUGGUUACACGACUUCUUGAUGCAAAUGGAGAUGAAAAAGCUUUAUUCAAUCAGAAAUUCCAAUAA